Molecule: messenger RNA, 1887 nt
Organism: Cladophialophora immunda
Lineage: Eukaryota; Fungi; Ascomycota; Eurotiomycetes; Chaetothyriales; Herpotrichiellaceae
Exons: 1
Coding region: 175-837 (220 amino acids)
Molecular function (GO): protein binding
Source: RefSeq, a predicted model, not a curated record
GCUUUCUCCGCCAAGACUCGCAGUAAUGAAGACACUUCGACAUGUUGACUGGGCGAGUCUCCCAAUCUUCGACUUCAAUUCUUUCGCUCUUAUCCCGAUUCCCUAUUGACCGCAUAUUUCCAUCUGCUCAACUUAUGCUCUUGUGCACUGAUUGCUGCCAGUGAAAAAAUCACCAUGGCUUCGACCGACGACGCUUUGGAGACUUAUACUCACCUCCCCCUCCACAUCGAUCCCCAGACGAAACAAAUCUCCAUCCUUUCCUCCGACAAGACGUUGCAAGAUGCCAUCUCUAAUAUCAAUAAGCUCCACACGUCCUUCAAGUCACUUGACACCCCGAAUAACAUCCCACCUCCUCCUCUGCCAGUCAACCCCAAACGAUCCGGCCAGAUCCAGAAAUUGCGAGAGUCGGCGGUGGCAGCCUCGCGCAAAGGCCAGCAUGCGGACGCGGUCCGCCUCCUCGGAGUUGGCAUAGAUAUGGCCGCUGCACGGCCAGGAUGGGAGCCUAUGGGACUGGCUAGAGAAGAACUCGCUUUGAUGUAUCUCUCUCGUGGCGCGGCCAAUGCUGACCUGCAAAACUGGGUGGAAGGUCUGAAAGAUGCCGAGUGCAGUAUUGAAUGCAAACGAGGCCCUGGCACCGGUCCGAAUGGAGAAAGGGUCCCGGGCAAUGCGAAAGCGUAUAUUGUCGGAGGAAGAUGCCUGAUGGAAAUGGGACGAUGGCAAGAUGCUGUUGAAUGGCUGGAGAGAGCGAUUGAGAUCGAGGGAAAGGAGGGCGACGACUGUCGGGAACUCAUGCGACGGCUCACGGAAGCAAAGAGACACACGGGGAAAAAAGAUUGAACGACACGCCGCAGCUGGACCAGCGUAUGAAUGCUGCAUAACACAAUCGUGGAGAUGUGAGGGAUGAAUCUUUGCCGGGAGCGUUGGUCAUCACAAACCGUCCAGUGCCAGAUCAAACAAUGUCCGGACAUCCACUCCGCUUUAGAGGGGAUACCGGGUUCCUUCGAAUGCGACACCAACACCGGAUACUAGAAAUGAACUGCCUUAUUUUGCAUCAUGUACCCACUCAUCGGAAGCGAGGGAGUCGUCCUUGAGGAGUUGAAUUUGAAGGUAUUCUCUCGCUGCAUAUCCAAGACUCCUUUCUCAAUUGGGGAUAUCGAAGCUGAGAGCGGCGUCGACAAGCCUUGCUACGAGAUUCCACCUUCCUCUGAUCGUUGCCAGAGCGCCAGUUCAAGCCGAAGAGGACCGAGACGCGCGAUCCUCGUCCACGGGGGAGAACAGAGCCUCGGGCAAGAUCAAGUCCUUUAUCCCACUUGGCUCCUGACUCGACUGGGUGUGUCGCCGCAGCUGGGACGAUGCUGUUCUCAAAGCUCUCGAAGACCUGAUCAGGACCUAUACUCCUCCCACAGCACACGAGGAGUUAGGACAUCGUGAGACAUUGUUGUCUGUGCUUCGAUUGAUCUCACAGUGUCUCUACUCGGAAUUCGGAGUUGCAAGAGCGAGCACUCGUGAAGACCCAGAUUUGCUUGCUGUCCGAAAGCCUAUAGGCAGUCCAUCUGGGUGCAAUCCAACGAAUUCUGCAUGUUCUAUAGUCUGGCCUUCCUCGGCUAUUAUCGUAACAUUUCAUGGUUCAUGAUAAGCUCUCUAGACGAGAAGACUCUCGAUCUUGGACGGUACGUGCCUUGAGAGUCCUUUUCAGGAUAUCAUGGCCUGUCCAUUGAUAGGUCAUCUCUAGAUAUGUGUACAUCAAGACUUCUUCAGAAAUCAUUGGCAUAGUCUAGCACCGAAUAGACGCCAUCUCAGGAUGUAGCUAAAUUGUCAAUGAGGAUAGGGAUAUUAUCAUGUCUGAGGGUACACUAAAUACUGUUAUCAAUGAGAAUUGCUUUCGGG